CAGUAGCGAACUCUCACGACGGUGCUCUCUACCGUUACUGUUUUUUUAUCCAGUUGCAAAGUCGCGUUUCGAGUUUGAAAUUGUAUUUUAACUCGCGGAUAAUUAAAUCUUGGUUAAAAUUUUUUGGAUUAAUACUCGUGCCAUGAAGUGUAUACGAAAAGAAAAGCAAAAAAAUUUGAAAUAUAUAAAACAGAGAUAUGUACGAUUGUUAUCGUGCUAGCAGGGUAGAAAAAUUACGCAUGUACCGUCGAUGGCAGUUAACCUCAAAUUUCCAAGGCGUUCGCCACACGAUGAGGAACAAUCUUCGAUGAAAUAAUUUAUUUAUUUAUAUUAUUAGUAUUAUUAAAAUUGGUGUUAAUUAGACCGAAUUAAUUUAACGGUUCUAUCAAACAAUGGCUCUUUACGAUAACCGACAUUGGUUGCUCUCCCAUAUCAGGGACAGUUUCAUUUCCACUGAUGACACAGGGAUGUGCGAAAUAGUAAUGCUGGGCGAAGAUAUUCCAAAGCAGCUGAAAUCGAAUGGGCUGAAAUGUUAUCCAGGGAUGGAGGAAAGUGACGACGAAGAUUUGGAUGCAAUGGCAGAGUCGUACGACAUUCAAAUGGACAUGGAAUUUGGUCUCCGAGCACGUUCUAACACGGCUCAAAGGUUAGAAAAGAUGGACUUGGAGAGGAAAAAAGCAGCUAAGGUCAAACAUAUCAAGUGGGAUCAGAAUCCAGAGAAUAUAUCACUGGAAGAACAAUCGGAGCUGUUUAAACGGAAGGAUUUCAGGAAAAAAGAUUCUAAACCUCUCAAAAGGCAUUCUCUUUUAUCCGAACAAUUGGAAAAAUCCCCUCUUUUGCCUCGUAAUACAUUUAUGGAGUACGCAAGAUUUGAUGGCAAUGCCCAAAUUGGAGUUCCUGUGCGAAAAUACCGAAUUUUUAUGUGCAUGUUGCCAAAAGAAGAAAGAUCGUAUCCUCUUCAAGUUGUAGUUUUAGCAACGACCAAAGUCCAGGAAUUCAUUGGUCUCAUCUGUCACAAAUACGCCAGUGAGCAUCCGGAUCAUCCCCUGAAGGAAGAUAUUUCGAAAUAUGGAUUGUAUUUGACGGAAGACGACGGUGAAGUGGACUGGGACUUUCCAUGCUUGGAUCCCCGGGAAACGAUUGCUAAAUUCGAAUUCACGACUCUCGGUCUCGUCGAAAUGAAAGAAAGUGAUCGCGCCAGACACGACACCGUUGGACCCAUUGCGAAAAUCGACGAAGAACCUACUCCCGACAAUGACAAAGAGCAACAGGAUAUAGCCGAAAAUCUUGCGAGAAUGGAGGGCCACACCACAGCCAUGGAGGCUCCUCUCUAUCAAUUGUAUAGGGUAUAUAUAAUCAAUAAAGUGAGAGCAAAGACUGAAAUCCACCUGGGCAUAUCGGGUGAAAAAAUAGAAAUAGAUCCGGUGAUAACGGGUAAAGGAGCUGGUAGAUUUUGGAAUCGGCAGAGGGCAGUAAGUUAUCAAAUGGAUAAUAUCGCUUGGUGCGAAAUGAUAGAAAACAAAGGAUCGAAAACGACUUUUACCCUCGUUUAUAUGGCUCAUCCGUCAGCUCCGACACUGGACAGUAACGUGUCCUCGUCGAGUCACUCGCAAGCUCUACAUCAAUCAGCAUCAUUCAAAAAUCACGACUUUGAGGCGGAUUACGCAACAGCCGAUGAGAUAGUCCGGAAAAUCAAUCACAUUCUCGAGCUUCGCAGCAGCAAUUCGCGUAAAGAAUUUCUCGCUCACAGAGAGCGCAAGGCAGCAAGACGAAAGAGUUUUCAUCUUCACAGAUGACGCGUGACACGUUUUUACCAAAUUUUGGCUACUUUCACGUAUGAAGAAUUUGCAGAAUCAAUUAAAAAAUAUUAUUGUAUCAGCAUUAUUUAAGUUAAUACAUCUAUACGUGUAUAUAGAUAUAUAUGUUUAUGUAUAAUAUAAAACUCGUAUUUCAUUCGCCAA
Molecule: messenger RNA, 1961 nt
Organism: Venturia canescens
Lineage: Eukaryota; Metazoa; Arthropoda; Insecta; Hymenoptera; Ichneumonidae
Gene: Sin1
Product: SAPK-interacting protein 1
Exons: 7
Coding region: 393-1796 (467 amino acids)
Biological process (GO): TORC2 signaling
Cellular component (GO): TORC2 complex; plasma membrane; cytoplasm
Molecular function (GO): phosphatidylinositol-4,5-bisphosphate binding
Source: RefSeq, a predicted model, not a curated record